Daucus carota subsp. sativus is the source of this 690-nucleotide messenger RNA. The record is from the annotation of a RefSeq genome assembly. NCBI's taxonomy places the organism in Eukaryota, Viridiplantae, Streptophyta, Magnoliopsida, Apiales, Apiaceae.
AUGUCAAAAAAGAAAGCAUUCACCUCUCUUUUAUAUCUUGCAUCUAUAGUAUUUUUGCCCUGGUGGAUUUCUCUCUCAUUUAAUAAAAGUCUGGAAUCUUGGGUUACUGAUUGGUGGAAUACUAGGCAAUCUGAAAUUUUUUGGAAUGAUAUUCAAGAAAAGAAUAUUAUAAAAAAUUUCAUAGAAUUGGAAGAAAUCCUUCUUUUGGAGGAAAUGAUCAAGGAAGACUCAGAGACACAUCUACAAAACCUUCGUAUAGGAAUCCACAAAGAAACGCUCCAAUUAAUCAAGAUACACAAUGAGGAUCAUAUUCAUACGAUUUUGCACUUCUCGACAAAUAUAAUCUGUUUCGUUAUUCUAAGCGGUUAUUCUAUUUUGGGUAAUGAAGAACUUGUUAUUCUUAACUCUUGGGCUCAGGAAUUCAUAUAUAACUUAAGUGACACAAUAAAAGCUUUUUGGAUUCUUUUAUUAACAGAUUUUUUUAUCGGAUUCCAUUCGACUCGUGGUUGGGAACUAAUGAUUGGCUUUGUCUACAAAGAUUUUGGAUUUGCUCAUAAUGAUCAAAUUCUAUCUAGUCUUGUUUGUAUUUUUCCAGUCAUUCUAGAUACUCUAUUUAAAUUUUGGGUUUUUCGUUAUUUAAAUUGUGUUUCUCCGUCACUUGUAGUGAUUUAUCAUUCAAUGAAUGAAUAA